Molecule: messenger RNA, 2441 nt
Organism: Symbiodinium sp. CCMP2592
Lineage: Eukaryota; Dinophyceae; Suessiales; Symbiodiniaceae
Source: the annotation of a GenBank genome assembly
AUGUUGGGCGUGGAGAGUCGGCGAGACUACAUGAUGGUGUUCGACGACACCGUGUUCUGUGCCGGCUACCAUUUACUUCACAACACCAAGCAAGGACGUCGGGUGGUCGGAGGUGUCUCGAAUCCCCUGCUUGAUCCAGAGCUGAGACCCACGUUGAGCAAAGAUGAUCUAGCCCAACUGGAACUUUUUUGGUGUCUCAAGCGAGUGGACACGAAUGCCGGCCUGUGGGCAGUGCGAGUGCAGCCACGGCGGCACAGGGAUGUGCAGGCGAACAGCCUCUUGCUGGAUCUGGGCACCCUCCUGCGAGAGUGCACAGUGGUCAACGGUCUGCCGCCACUUGUCGUGGCCGCAGACUCGCAUCCAGCGCACCAGCUGACCAUCCGGACAUUGUUGUGCACACAGCCGCCCCCGCGUGGCCAAUUCUGGCAAGACUGCGCCGCGCCCAAGAAUCUCGGCAUCAGAAUGUUCCCUUUCAACGCGCUGCACUGGAAGGGACACGCGCUAUUCAUGACGGUUGAUGCGCCCCAUGCUCUGAAAGCCAUGGGCAGGGCUCUGAGGAGCAGUGUGCGCGUGCUGCAGGUGGGCAGCGCCUGGUGCUGCACGGCAGCCUUGCUCCAUGGAUGCCCGAGGGCGCCGCUGGAGGCGUAUCUUGGAAAAGACAUGCAAAGCGAUCGUCAGGCUGCAUGGAUGUUGAAUGCAGGAGCAGUUCCAGACAACUGCUGGAAUGGAUCAGGCCUGGUCUUGCUGCAGUUUGUCCUCAGUGUGGUGUUAGCUCCGUGGCAUGCAGCCGCGAAGUUGAGCACCAUGCAAAUCUUCGAGUGUGCCGCCACCGGCUACUACAUGACCUUGCUCAUGGUGGCUCAGGCCCAGCAGGAUCAUGGCGUGCACUGGGAGAGGGCCUGCCUAUCUCGUCCUACCUCAGCCACCAUGGUGCAGCUGUGCGCAUGCGCUAUGGUGCGCGUGGCCCACUGGCCGUCGGAUGCACCUUACCAUCCGGACAAGACGCUGGAGCAUUCCCUGGAAUGCUGGUUCUCUUCCGUGAAAGCCGGACACCGGGGGAAUCCAAACGUCAAGGAUGCGAUUGUCGGGAUUGAUCAUGUCCACUUGAAACAGUACAAGACUCUCGGCAAAGGGGCUCGUGCAGUCCGGGGCUCACGCAGUCCACAGACGCCGUCUCCGCGGAUUCCUUGCGACAAGCAGCCGACGCAGCCGCAGCGCUCGGAACGGCUUGCACCUUCUUCGCCGCCUGCAGUGUCGACUCGACGCGAGAUGCUGCAGAAGUGGUGGGAUGGCUGCGGCAAGGAGCUGUUUGCGGGCGAGGCGUCCUUGGGCAACUGCGAUCCGGAUGAGAACGAUCCAGAUGAGUCCGACAUGGAGGACGCUGAAGACACUUCCGAGCAGCCCGUGCUGCAGCCGGAGGAUGAUGUCGACCCUGCCAACGAGCUGCUCUGUCUGGAAUUCCAGAAGGUGACCAAAGACAACAUGCAGAGGAUCAUGGACAGCGAGGAGACCACUGCGACAGAGGACACGAGUUUGGCUGGCCCAGACAAGGACGAGGGGGGCACCAACACACCCAAGACUCCUUCGCAGGUGCUUCGGGUCGCUGGCUUGUCUGCUUUCACAGGCAGCACCGGGAAGAAGGCAGAGGACAGUGCUUGCUUGGCUCGCAUCGCGCGCCUCCAGCGUCCCUGUCGUGGCUUCAUCUCCUUCGUGGGCGGUGCGUCGACGGAUCUGAAUGAUGCACAGCUCCUCGAGCACUGGUUGGCGCAGGCCAGGCAGCUCAUGGAGGCGAGUGGUCACAGAACCAGCCGCUUCUCAGCGUGGGCUGGGUUUGGCCAGGAGUGCCAACAGGUGAUUUCAGCGUCAGGGCACCAGCACAUGACAGCUAUCGAGGAGCUCCGUCCGCCGAACGUGCUCACACCGGAGGGUGGCCGCAGCUAUCAGGUGCUGGCUGUCCGGGAACACUCCAUGGCCAAGCCAAAGUUGGGCCUCGUAGGUGCUGCAUUUCGGGGCGUGCAGAAAAGCAGGAAAUCUGGCGGCACCAGAUCCCAGGCAACGGGAAACAUCGCCGGUUGCACCGUCAAAGCUGCACAGACUCGAAAGAUCCACGUGACAAUGCUGUCGCCUGGAGACACACCUGGACUGUUCAUCAGCUCCGUCCUCCAUCCGGUGCUGAAUUUGCACGUGCACUCCGAUUGUGUGUUGCUGGAGAUUCCGCCGAGUUUGUACGAGGUCCAAGAGCUUCCAGCCACCGUGCAAGUCCAUUUGUCCAAGGCGGCCCUCGCUGAGUGGCUGCACCUGCGAAAGCUCGAGGUGCCAAACAUGUUGGCAGCAUGCAAAGGAACUGAGACGGAGCUGAAACCCAUCUUCACCGCCUCCAGCUUCAGCAACACCAACAAGGGCCGAGCCAACAUAGCCAAAGCUUUCGAGGUCUGGCUGGA